UGGUUUCGGGGGGGAACUUGUCGGAGAGGAAGCUUCAAGCCGGGACAUCCUCCCUUCCCGUCGGCGGCCCCUGAGCCUCUCUGCGGGUUCCCGCCGCCGGCUGUGUCCUCAGCGGGGAGUGCGAGUUGCAGGGCUCCGUUGGCCUCUCCUACCGUUCAAGUGCCUUGGCAGACCCCGCUGCUUCUCCUCUGGGAGUCCUCCCCUCCGCCGCCGCGGGACCGAAGUGGGUGACUCAGAGACGCUUGAGUCCCCGCGCGGCUGCCCCGCUUCUUCUCCACCCUGGCCCACGGGCAUCCUGCGGGGAGCGAAGGGGAAGGACACGCUCGCACCGGCCGAAGUUUCCCCCGCCUGACGGUGGAGCGCGGGCGGGGGCACUCGGGGCGGGAGCGGGGGCUGGCAGAAACCGUGCUGUCCGCGUUCCCCGUGACAGUGGUUUCAGACGUAAAACGCUUCAUAAAGUGGCAACCCCGGCCUCGAACUGUUAGUCAGGUAAUGGAGAGAUUCUCCAGAUUGUGUCAAGCUAUGUCUUACAGACAACUAUGACAACUAAAACUGAUGGCAAUGAUGGCAAGGCUGAACACCUAGAAUAUAUUGCCUUUGCACUGGUUCCUGUUUUCUUCAUCAUGGGUCUCUUGGGGAUCCUCAUCUGUCAUAUCCUUAAGAAAAAAGGAUAUCGUUGUACAACAGAGGCUGAAGAAGUAGAAGAUGAAAAAAUAUCUGAUGAAAAAAUAGAAAUGAAUGAAACUAUACAUGAGAAUAGCGACACUGUGGGACAAAUUGUUAACUACAUUAUGAAAAAUGAAGCAAAUGCUGAUGUGUUAAAGGCCAUGGUAGCAGAUAGCAGUGUCUUUGAACCUGAAAGCCCUUUAUGUCCUGCCUCUCCUGGGAGUCCAACGAGUCCAGGAUCUCCUUUGUCACCUGGUGUUGUUCCAUUUAAACACAGCUGCAAAGGCCAUCACUUCCAUACCGUUGGAGGAGUAGUAGAAAAGGAUGUUUGUACUCGUUGUAGCCACAAACGAUGGCACCUUAUAAAGCCAGCUCACAAAUCUAAAGAGCAUAGAAGAAGUCGUCUUGGAGAAGUUACAGUCCUUUCUGUGGGAAGAUUUAGAGUCACAAAAGUGGAGCACAAAUCAAAUUCCAAAGAUCGGAAAAGCUUAAUGUCUGUGGCUGGUGUGGAGAGCAUCAAUGGGGAGAUGCCUGCCACACCUGCAAAAGGGGAAGCGAGUGAAGGACCUGCUGUGCCUUUGAAACAGGAGAUGCAAGAGAGAAGAAGCUCGGAGUAAACUGCAGGUGGAACUUUUAGAAGAAACUUGUCUGAUAGCACUUUGGAGAAAACUGAAAACUCCCAAGAGAUGCAUACUAUUUAAGGAAGUGUAUUUAUGGCACUGUAGCAUUUUACAAGUUCUGUGAUGGCAUUUGUGCAAGGUUAAACACUUCAUGGUUUUUCACCAGUAAAAUUAUUAAGAUGUAGACACUCAAAUGCUGUUGAGCUGUAUGGACUUCUACCAAAUGUUGGGCUUCAUCUUGGAAAGAAAUAAUACAUGCAAGUUUUUGAAUGGGAAAGGUAAAAAAGCCUUAUCAAGUAAUAUUUUUUUUUUCCUAUGUAAGCAUUUUUAAUGAGCUCAAUAUUACAAGUAAUAUGAUUACUUUGUAGAUAAACUGUUUUUAUUCUUCUGGCCCAUCUGGAUUUUGCUCUUCUGUUCGUCCCCUCCAAAAUUGAUAAGUAUUUGCUGAAGAUAAAAGCCAGCCUUUGGAAAGUGAAAAUACUCUUUUAAUCUAACUGCUAGUAGCCAAGCAAAACAUACAAGGACAUAAUUAUGUCAGCCAAAAUCUGUAUCUGUGCCUUUAGUACAUAAGCCCUUGGACUCUGUGAAGGGCAUUUUGCAAUACAGAGUGGUUCAGCUAUAUACAGAUGUUAAAUUGUCUUCCCCUUACCUUACCUUUCCCCCAUACUACUUAACAAAGGCUAAAGAGCAUCUUUUUCUACGCAGUUGGGGGAGCUCUUGGGAAGGUGUCUUCCUCAAGGCCUCUUGUUCUCCUGUUUUCUUGUAACUACUCACUUGUAGUUGAAGAAUACCUAACAGUUUUGCCUUUCUUUUAUUUUUUUGUUUUUACCCACAGGUUCCUUAUUAAGCUAAGGGAACAUAUUUCAACCAUUAGAUAAGAUUAUGGAAUAUUUUGCAUUAAAAAUUUAUGGAGUAGAUACUUAAGUACUUCAGAGUGGCUUUAUUGGACUGAGGGUAGCUGUUUUCCUUGGCAGCAAAAUCUUAAGCCACUGUCACUCCCAUAAUAUUUUAAAUGUGACUUACUGCUAAAAAUACCAAGUGAUGGUUUUGUGAUGUUAAUUCUUUGUAUCUGUUUAUGGUCUCUGCUUUGACCUGUUAUUUGUUUUUGGGAGGGAAAUCUUUGCAAUACUCAAGUAAAUGUUGCUGUAAUAGAAACUGAAAAAAUAACAUUUGUUCCAAGUGCCUAAGAGUAUAAGCUCUAAUGUAAUGCCUUGUAGUGGAGAUUGCACUGUAUUCUGAGAACUAUGAAAGUAACUUAAUCUGAUUUAUGAACUCAGUGAAAACAAGUGUUUGUUUUGGAAUUGAUUUCUUCUACAUUGAUACUUCAAGUGCUUUAAACUGUGUUUCUACUUCAUAUCUGAGAAUCUGAUUUCUUCAUCGUUUGUUGCAGUGUUAACAAUCAAUUUGUACAAAGAAAUUAAUCUUCUUGCUUAGGUAUUAGAGACUCCCACGUCUUGUUGGGGAAACAUCAAAUUUAUUUCGCUGUUGCUAAAAGUAUAUUCUGCUGAUGAUCUUCCUUCUACUUAUAUCAAGACUGGAUAUAUAUACUUUUCACUGAUGCUGUAUUUGCCAAAAAAACCCCCAAAUACGAAAGCUUUAAAAAGAAGAAAUGAUUUAUUGUUCCUUUUAAAAUUGAUAUUUUCAGAGGUAAUUGUCUAUCCUCAAGAACCCGAAGUAACUGUUUGGACAGAAGUGCAAAGUCAGUGUUUAGCAUCUCUGCUCCCAUUAAUUUAAACCUGGCUUUUGAAAUCUCUUUAAGUAUGACAUAAAAACCAAGCUCACCUUACAGGUAUACAUUUAGCAUACACUAUUUUUUUUUUUUUCUCCUUCAAGUUUCACUUGAUCAUUUAUAUGGAGACUUAAUGUUUUUAAAGGAGUUUAAUUAGUAUUAGUGGUAGUAGUUAGCUUUUCUUUUCCAAGAAAUUGAGAACUAUGAGUGUAAAAUACUACUUGAAAAAGGGACUAUUGGGCAAAACCAAGCACUUAAAUAAUUUUCAGAAAGGAGACACAGUUACAGACUGUUGCAAAAGCCUUUUUUUUUUUUAAAUUAAAAAAAAGGGUGUUUAUAUUGAUAAUACUGUGUUUUGAUACAUGGUGGGUUAGUACUGCAAGCAAACUUGCCAAAAUCGUGGAAUGAAGUUUAAACAGAAAUAGGUAUUUUUUUACUUAAUUUAAAAGUACUUUCUAUUUUGAUUCUAAUGGAAAUAUGUAAAAUAAAAGAAAUUAAAAUGUAUUGGUUAUGUAAAACAUUGUUUGCCUGUACCAAGUACUUAUAUAAGGUAUUGUAAGACCUCAUGUGCAACAAUUGAACUUGUGCAUUACUACUUCAGUAAGAGGAUGUAGAAACUGCCUGUUUCAUUGCAUUUAACACUACACUCCGCUGUUUUGUAAUGGUAUGGAUAUCGCCAUAUUAAUCAGCCUUUAUUAAAUUUGCCUGUGUUUUUAACAAAUUGUUUUUUAUCCAACUUUUGUACUAUUAAGCAGUAAAUAAAACAUACCUAUUCUUCA
Messenger RNA from Colius striatus (speckled mousebird), 3794 nucleotides. RefSeq names its product RELT like 1 (gene RELL1). Gene Ontology annotation, cellular component: plasma membrane. Gene Ontology annotation, biological process: positive regulation of p38MAPK cascade. The transcript has 7 exons. The record is from RefSeq and is a predicted model, not a curated record. The coding region runs from base 540 to 1283 and encodes 247 amino acids. Lineage: Eukaryota; Metazoa; Chordata; Aves; Coliiformes; Coliidae.